UCACCGAAGAACAACUUGAGGUGGAAGUGUUUCUCCAUUGGAAUAGUCAACCACAGAAGGUCCAGUUAACCAGUGGCAGCUUCACGUUAUUUCUCCCUUAGAUCGCUUAUACAAAAAAUCUGGUAAUCAUGGCCAUGGACGAUGAGAGGAAACGUAUCGAGGAUGAAAGAAAAAGAAAACAAGCAGAGACAGACCGAAAAAGAGCCGAAGUUCGUGCUCGUCUCGAGGAAGCAUCUAAAGCCAAAAAGGCUAAGAAGGGUUUCAUGACCCCAGAGCGUAAGAAAAAACUCAGGUUGUUAUUACGUAAAAAAGCAGCAGAAGAACUUAAGAAAGAACAAGAAAGGAAAGCUGCCGAACGACGACGUAUUAUAGAACAACGUUGCGGUAAACCGAGACCUAUUGAAGAUGCCAAUGAAGAAACUUUGAAACGUGUUUUACGAGAAUACCACACAAGGAUCUGUGAACUGGAGGACAAGAAAUUUGACAUCGAGUAUAUUGUCAAGAAGAAAGAUUUUGAGAUCUCUGAUUUGAACAGCCAAGUUAAUGAUCUCCGAGGAAAAUUCAUGAAGCCGACCUUAAAAAAAGUAUCCAAGUAUGAAAGCAAAUUUGCUAAACUACAAAAGAAGGCAGCUGAAUUCAACUUCCGCAAUCAACUAAAGCAAGUCAAGAAAAAAGAAUUCACCUUAGAAGAAGAAGAUAAAGAGCCCAAGAAAUCCGAGAAAGCCGAAUGGCAGACCAAGAAGUAGCCGGAUGUCACAUGAGAAAGGAGAUUUGAUAAUUAAUUCAUUAUUUGAUAAUAAAUAAGUCAACAGAAAUAUUUUAAACAUAUUUACCAUCGCGUUAAAAUUUUUUUAUCUUACAAACCACGGACGUUUAAACACCCGCUCAUUUAAAAAUUCAUUUAUAAAUAUUUUUUUCAGAUUAAGAUAUAAUUGGCAUGCUAUGUAUUUUUAAAUUAUUUAACACUUAUUUCAUUGUCAACACUUAAAAAAGAAAAAAAAAAUAAGCUUACACUGUCAAUUCUCCACUGUAAAUAUAUUUCUUCGCUACCAA
Molecule: messenger RNA, 1053 nt
Organism: Microplitis demolitor
Lineage: Eukaryota; Metazoa; Arthropoda; Insecta; Hymenoptera; Braconidae
Product: troponin I
Exons: 9
Coding region: 129-746 (205 amino acids)
Biological process (GO): muscle contraction
Cellular component (GO): troponin complex
Source: RefSeq, a predicted model, not a curated record